Messenger RNA from Cimex lectularius (bed bug), 1387 nucleotides. Its product is annotated as methionyl-tRNA formyltransferase, mitochondrial. Gene Ontology annotation, biological process: biosynthetic process; conversion of methionyl-tRNA to N-formyl-methionyl-tRNA. The transcript has 5 exons. The record is from RefSeq and is a predicted model, not a curated record. Gene Ontology annotation, cellular component: mitochondrion. Lineage: Eukaryota; Metazoa; Arthropoda; Insecta; Hemiptera; Cimicidae. The coding region runs from base 171 to 1295 and encodes 374 amino acids. Gene Ontology annotation, molecular function: methionyl-tRNA formyltransferase activity.
CUAAACCUAACUGAUAACGGUUUUCACUGUUACUGAUAAACAAACCGGGCAUGGAGUAAAAGUAAAACUAAGUAAACACCAAAUUUAAUUAAGUUUGUACACUUUGACGUACAUAUUUUACAAAAAUCAAGCCAUGAAUUUGAUCAAACCUUACCCACACAUAUAAUGCCAUGUUGCUCACAAUUGUCAAAUUUGGUUUUGAAAGUGUGAGUAGCCUUGCAAAUUCUGUUUCAAAUUUGCAAAAAUGCUCGAAAACUAGGAAGCUGACAGGACCACCCUGGAGAAUAUUAUUUUUUGGAACUGACAGCUUCUCCCUUGCGAGCCUUAAGUCACUAUGUGCUAAACUACACACAGGGACGCUCAUAAGCGAUCUGGCGAUUGUGAGCAAAGCUGGAACAGCUGUAAAAAAAUUCGGAGAAGAAGAGAAUCUGAUUUGUCAUGACUGGCCACUGCAGCCGAAAGAAAUCGCGUCUAAGUAUGACAUAGGGAUGGUUGUCUCUUUUGGUAAACUCAUCCCAAAAGACAUAAUAGAAUCUUUUCCUCUAGGUUGUCUUAAUGUUCAUGCGAGUAUACUGCCAAGGUGGCGAGGGGCUUCGCCGAUAAUCCACGCAAUAAUGAAUGGAGACUUUGAGACUGGGGUGACAGUCAUGAGAAUUCAUCCUCAUAAGUUUGAUGUUGGAGAAAUCGUAAGGCAGUAUAGGAUACCUAUAGGCCCAAAUGAAACUUCGGAGGACUUGCAAAAUCGUCUUGCAUUUCACGGUGCUCAGCUUUUAAUGGAGUGCAUCAGAGACAUGCCCAGAUGUGUCGAAAUGGCCAUCCCUCAGCCUCAAGAAGGAGUUACUUACGCUCCAAAAAUCAAUGCUUCUAUGUCUGAGGUAGAUUGGUCAAAAUUAUCGGCACUGGAAGUAUACAAUCUUCACAGGGCUUUGAGUUCAAUCUUCCCUUUGAAAACUCAUUGGCAUGGUCAGAGUGUAAAACUAAUAAGCCUCGAACUUGACAAGGAGUUGAAGAAAAUUGACAACGAAAUGAGAUCUUCAAGUCAAAGUGCUCUUUCGUUUCUCAAUGAUGGAUUCGAAGGAGUUCCUAAAACAACAAAAAUAAAGAAAAGUGAUACAAAUGCUGGUAAUUUGGAAUUUUGCAAAAUAACGAAGAUAAUUAAAGUAAAGUGUUGUGAUGGGAACAAUGUCAUUGUUAGAACUAUCAGGGUUGGAAAGAAAACUAUUUCUGCUGUUGAUUUUUUCAAUGGUUUCAUGUCUAAGAAAUCCAAAGAGAUGUGGAAUUUUAGAAGUACAUGAUUGUGUAUAAAUUUGUAUCAAAUGUACAAAAAUUGUAGUAAAAAGAAUGAAUUAAUAUGUAAAUAAUUUUUUAAAAUACAUUAAAAAAAGUA